AUGCCCGCGGGCGACGACGAGCGACCACCAUCCGACCCAGCUGCCUCGACGUCAACACCGCUCGAUGCACCACGCACAGACGCGCAGGAUGUCGCCAUGACCGAGCAGAACGAGGACGCAGACGCGAAGAGGGCUGGUGUGCAGGGCGCGCAGGGUGCGGGAGAGGGAGAAAGGCGCUUCGAGAGAUCGGGAACUCCGCCUCCGGCUGGUCUAGGCGGCGCUGAGGCGAGCGUGGAGCAGGGCGGGCGAGUUGAGGGCACAAGUGUGGAAGGCGAAGCUGCCGGGGGUACUGCGCAGCCGACUAGCACGUCCCCGUCGACUCCAACUCGCCCUUCGUCCGCUUCCUCUCCCUCGACGGCGGCAAGCGGCACGCCCACACGCGAAAGCCACGGCGAGUCGCUUCGACCCUCUCCUACAUCCUCCCCAGCACACGGCGCGCCAGUCUCAGACGCGCCCGACAGCUCUCCCAUCUCAGCCCGAAGCGCCGCCUCCUCCUCUCCCUCCGGCUCUCCCUCUUCCCAAGCCUCCCAGUCCCCUUCUUCGUCCGGCUCAGCACCGAGUCGACGCGUCAAAGUCUAUCGACUCAAGGACGACGCGUGGGUCGAUCUCGGCACCGGCACUUGCAGCGGAGUCUUCCUGCAGGCUACGCCUUCGGGCGACGAGUUUGAAGGUGGAGCGCGCAUUAGCGAGGAGGAUGAGGGAGCGUGGAUCAUCGUCAAGAAGGAGAAGUUUCGGAAGCGAUCGCCGAGUCCGUCGGAUGACGGCUCGCCUUCGAAGAAGAGACGGAGAGACGAUGGAACGGAUUCGCCUACGAAGGGGAAGGAUCUUACGGACGAGCCGGGCGUCGAGAUCGAGGACGAGGAGGACGAGGAUGAGGUGAUCCUGCGGACGAGAGUGCAGCCGUACCCCCAGGGUUACGCGCCGGAAGACUUGAUGGACGAGGACGAGUUCACGUCCGUCGACGAGAACGGCAACACGACUGUCGAUGCGGGAGGCUAUCAGCGGCAGCAGGAUACGCUGAUCGUCUGGACGGAGCGAUCGGGUCCAGACGGAGAGGAGGAACAGGAGAUGGCGCUUAGCUUUGCGACGCCGUCUGGGUGCGGCGAGAUGUGGGAGUUUAUCAAGGCUGCGCGGAGAUUCGCAGCCGAGCAACAAGCCUUACGGUCGCCCUCGCCAUCUCCAUCCCUCUCUUCUCCUCGCGCUUUCGGCAUGCACGGCCCGGCCACCGCCUCACUCGCCAACUCCCUCCCCGAACCUUCACUUGGCAACAUCGCCAAAGUCGAAAACGCGAUCCGCCAACUCUCGCGGACGGUCGUCGGGCGAGAGAGGGCAGCGAGCGUGAUUGUCCGCACGGGAUACAUCGAGAAGUUGGUCAAAGUGCAGCAGGAGGCGGAGGACCUCGAGAGUAUCGAGGAGUUGCAUGCGCUGUGUCGCGUCAUGCAGGCCAUCUUCCACCUGAACGACAAUGCCAUCUUCGAGCACGUCCUCAAAGACGAGGUCAUUAUCGGCGUGGUCGGCAUCCUCGAAUACGACCCCGACUUUCCGACCAUGCGCGCCUCGUACCGCGAACACCUCUCCUCCCCGUCAUCCUUCGUCUCCGUCAUCCCGCUCCAUCUCCUCCCCGCCACCCUCCUCACCAAGAUCCACCAAACCCACCGACUGCACUACCUCAAAGACGUCGUCCUCGCGCGCGUCAUUGAAGACUCGACCUCCUCGCUCCUGAACUCGGCGAUCUACUUCAACGAGGUUGACAUCGUGAAUGAGAUCACGCAGGAGCGCGAGUUGCUGAAGGAGGUUUUCAAGAUCUUUGGGGAGGAUGGGGUGGCGCCGAGUGAGGGGAAGGGGAAGGAGAAGGCUGUUGCGCUGGGGAGGAAGGACACCGCAUUGUUCGGCAGUGCGGACCUCCUCAAGCCUUCCUCCACCGAGGGAACGCCUUCGACCGUCUCCGCCGCGACCGAACUUCCAACGUCCUCCCCGCACGACCGCAAACUCCACGCCACCCUCUUCCUCCAGCAACUCUCGCAGAUGGUCAAGAACCUCCAAAUUCCGGUCCGCACGACGUUCUACAAGACGAUGUGCGAGCGAGGGUUGUUGCCUGCGCUCGAGGGGGCGCUGCGAUUCGCGGACGAGGUUGCGCAUGCGAAUGCGCGAAAGGCGGAGGAUGUGACGGAGGAGCGGGAGUUGGAGCGGCUGCAGGUCCUCGAGGAUGCGGCAGCGAUCCGGCAAGGCGCUUUGAGCAUCUGGAUCAGCGUUGUCGACCUUGACGCGGUCGACGUGCGAGGAUACUGUCUGCGGCAGGGCAAGGAGCUCGAGAAGCGGGCGGAGGAAGAGUCGGCGAACUUAGAUCUGGCGGCGGAACUUGAGGCGGAGAUGGAGAAGGAGUCGAAGACUGCGGAAGAGCUUGAGCGGGAGAAGCGCGAGAAGGACGAGAAGGAGGCCAGGCGGACGCUGCUUGGGUUCCUUGUCGGGAUGCUGAAGGAGGAGGAGGAUCUGGGCGUCAAGGCGCAGCUGGCGGAAGCGUUGCGGGUGCUGGUGGAUGCGACAAGCGAGGGAGGGCCGAUGAGCGCUCCCGCACGUCUGCGGGUCGAAGAUCCUGAGGCUGAGCGCUUCCUCCAGUACUUCUACGACCACUGCGUCCUCUCGCUCGUCCAGCCUCUCGUCGACCUUCCCGAACGUACCGACUCCGACCCUCCUCUCGUCCUCUCCGAAUCUUCCGUCGCCCUUCUAACCCACAUCUGCGACCUCCUCUGCUUCUUCGUCGCGCACCAUACCUUCCGUUCUAAAUACCUAAUCCUCUCAUACCCCGCCAUCGCCAAGUCAAUCGCUCGUCUCCUCCGACCCCGACCUCGCUUGACACGGCAUACGCACCUCCGUCUCGCCGCUCUCCGCUUCCUCCGCGCCUGCGUUGCCCGGAACGACGAUUUCUACAACCGCUUUCUCAUCAAGUACGACCUCAUCCGACCUGUACUCGAUACGGCUGAGGAGGAGCGCGACAAGGACAAUCUGCUCGGCAGCGCGUGCCUCGAGUUCUUCGAGUUCCUGCGAACGUCAAACGCCAAGGCCCUCCUCAAUCACCUCAUGGACCGCGCAGGUGACACCGUCCGCAACCUCGCCAAGACAAACGGCCUCUCGCCCCCUCUGCGGACAUUCGAGUCGCUUAUCGCGCGAUGGGAGAUGAACAACGAGCCUCCGCCUCUGCCGCUUGCGAGCGGAUCGACUUCCGAUGGCCCGGCUGCUGCGUCGUCUGGCGCGACUUCAAGUUCGAUGCAGCGCCAGCACAGCACUCCCGGCUGGUCUCCGCGCAAAGAAAUGGAGGAAGAGUCGUACUUCAACACCUCGGAUGACGAAGACGACGAGCCUCGCGUCGCACGGCCUCCCAAGCCCGACUUCUCCAGGUUUGGCGCAUCGCUCGGCUCGUCUCGACGCAAGCGCGAACCGCCUCCUACGCGCUCGGACAAAUCCGCGGACGAAUUGCUGGAUUUCCUUAAAGGCCUUAGGGAGGAUGCCGAGUCACAGAUGCGCAAGAGCCACGCUGAGGGGGAGGCCAAGCCGCCGAAUCCCCUCGUCGACUAUUCGGACGAUGAUGAGGAGGCGACGCCGGCUGGCGAGUCGAAGAAGGAGGGCGACACUUCGAAGGCCGACCCACUCGCCGGUGGCUUCAUUCGAGAACGUCGCGGGGCUGUAGACGUCGGCCAAGCCGCGGCGAUGGACGUCGAUGAACCUGCGCCCGCCCCCGCCGCUUCGACGUCCGCCGAGCCCAGCACGACGCCGACAUCUGCGUCUCCGCCCAAACCGCCAGUCGCAGUCCCAGACGACAACGGCGCGCCACCUUUCCUGCCGUCGCUGAGCGCCCUCAAGCGGAAGAAGGAGGAAGACGACGAUGGCGAACUCGGCCUGCUCGCCAAGCGCCGCACACCCUCUGGCGGCUCGUCCAACUCGCCGUCAAGCACGGGCGCCUCGAAGGGCACGUCCGGGAUGAACGGCAAGGUCUCGCUGCGGCCAGGUCUGGGGGGCCCGAGGCGGAUACUCAUCAACUCGGUGCUCGAGAUCCCUACGUCGUUGGCAGGAAGGAAACAAGGAGAGUCGGGUGAUGCAGGAGGAGCGGCGGAAGACUCGAAGGCAGCGGCGGAGACGGCUGUCAAGGCGGGCGAGGCGGAAGAGGGAAGUGCAAGUCCGGAGAAGGGAUGA
This is a messenger RNA of Rhodotorula toruloides NP11, 4188 nucleotides long. Its product is annotated as DUF625 domain protein. Gene Ontology annotation, molecular function: protein phosphatase activator activity. The transcript is spliced from 7 exons. Gene Ontology annotation, biological process: protein dephosphorylation; DNA damage response. Gene Ontology annotation, cellular component: nucleoplasm; protein phosphatase 4 complex. Bases 1 to 4188 code for a protein of 1395 amino acids. NCBI's taxonomy places the organism in Eukaryota, Fungi, Basidiomycota, Microbotryomycetes, Sporidiobolales, Sporidiobolaceae. The record is from RefSeq and is a predicted model, not a curated record.